Molecule: messenger RNA, 3685 nt
Organism: Carcharodon carcharias (great white shark)
Lineage: Eukaryota; Metazoa; Chordata; Chondrichthyes; Lamniformes; Lamnidae
Product: guanine nucleotide exchange factor for Rab-3A-like
Exons: 11
Coding region: 282-1454 (390 amino acids)
Biological process (GO): exocytosis
Cellular component (GO): Golgi to plasma membrane transport vesicle
Molecular function (GO): guanyl-nucleotide exchange factor activity
Source: RefSeq, a predicted model, not a curated record
UGAGUGAGCGAGCUGCAUGUGAUCAUGUGAUGUUGAGUCUAGGUUGCUGAGCUGUUCCUGUGUUUGCCCAGUGUUGUAGAAUGCGGUGAAGUGGAGAGAGAAUCCCGAGAGCAGAGUGGAGUUGCUGGCCUGGGGGGGUUGGCAGCUUCCUUCCUCCAGUGUCUCAGUACUAGAAUCUGGCAGUUUAGCCCUUCGCUUGCCUGUGUAAUGGAGCCGCAGCUGCAAACCGUAGCAUUGGACAGUUAGAUGUGGAGGAAUGAUGGGGGGGGGGCCUCGCUAGUAUGUGGAAACGGGAUCCAAAGCAAGCAGUUGGAAGCCAGUAUUUUGCCAGUAAAAGAGUGCUCAGUACUUGGAAGGAGGCAAUGCCCGUGGACGAUGAAGUUGGGUCUGAGCAGCAUGCAGCAAAUGCUCAGCAGGAAAACUCUGAGCCCAUGAGUGAGGAGAUGCUUCGCAAUGCCUACCACCUGUCCCGGCUACGGAGUUCCUCUGUGGAAAUACGGGAGAAAGGGUCGGAGCGGUUAAAGGAGGAGCUGGCGAAGGCACAGAGGGAGCUGAAGCUGAAGGAUGAAGAAUGCGAGAAACUAUCUAAAGUGCGGGAGCAGUUGGAGCAGGAACUGGAGGAGCUGACGGCCAGUCUCUUUGAGGAGGCGCAUAAGAUGGUGCGGGAAGCAAACACUAAACAGGCCACAGCUGAGAAACAACUCAAGGAAGCACAAGGGAAGAUUGAUGUGCUACUGGCUGAGGUAACUGCACUGAAGACCCUUGUGAUUACAUCUACACCAUCCUCUCCCAAUAGGGAGCUGCACCCACAGCUCCAGAGUCCCUCAAAGGCUGUCUUUAAGAAAGGUCACAGUCGCAACAAAAGCUUGAGUAGUGCCAUCGUCACGGCAGCAACACAGAAUACCCAGUUACAGCCAGUCAGCAAGGAUGGCAGGGAGAUCGACCUGAUUUUAUUUGAUGAGUUCCAGGCAUGGAAGGAGGAACCAACACUGGAUAAGGCUUGCCCGUUCUUGGAGAGGAUAUACCAGGAGGAUAUCAGCCCAUGUCUCUCCUUUGCCAAGCAUGAGCUGACAGAAGCAGUCCAGACUGCCGUGGAGAGCAACACUUUGAGUAUUGAGCCAGCUGCUGCCCAAGCAUUACCAGUAGUCAAGGCCUCAGCAAUAGAGUGUGGAGGACCAAACGGGUGGCGGUCUGAAGUAUUGACGAAAUGUGCACUGAGUGGCCUGCCCAGAACCUGUAAACAUCGCAUCAAGCUGGGAGACUCAGGAAAUUAUUUCUACAUUUCACCAUCCUGCAGGUCCAGGAUUACCGCUGUUUGCAACUUCUUCACAUAUAUUCGUUAUAUCCAGCAAGGUCUAGUCCGACAAGAUGUGGAACAGAUGUACUGGGAAGUGAUGAAGCUGAGGAAGGAGAUGUCUAUUGCUAAACUGGGAUACUACACAGAGGAGUCUUAGUGUCCAGGUUAAUGCCCCAGAUGCAGGACUAAGCUGCCAUGCAAGGGGCCAUUCAUUUACAUAAUGGACUUAAACAAAAUGGGAAAUAACGCCAUCUAAAAACAAACACAAGAGCCUUUGAAUCCAUGAAAAACAGGGAACAAACAGGAAGUGUGGUAAUGGGCCCAGGAUGAGUGAGUGACUGGCUCUGUGGCCUGGGCUGUGUUUUAAAAACACAAAUUAAAUGCUACGGAGAGGCUAUGGAUGAUAUACAGGGUAAUUUUAAUAUCCCAUUAGCCAUUGAUCAAAGAUCCUGCAACUUUGACCUCUGUUACAACAGCCAAGAAUUGUAAACCACCAUAACUUAGCCUUUGUGCCUAAUAGGCCUCAGUGGCUUAAUUUUUUUUGUUUAACUGAUGUAAGAUGGAAAAAAGUGGUUUAUAAGGGGAUCAUUUGAAGGAAAAAGAUUUUUUUCCUUUUGACGUAACAAUAGUAUUGGAAUAUUGGACUUUGAGUAGGACAUUAGGCCCAGCUGUGAUUGGUCAGUUGGUUUUUGCCCUCCAUGGGGCACUAUUCACCAGCUAAUUUUAAAAGCCUAUGGACAGGGCCAGUGUUGGCUGAAUCAGUCCUGCUACUUCAUAUCAGCAGCAGUGGUGCUAGGCAGAGAAAUGUGCAGUGAAAAGAGGAAUGUAGAGAAACUCCAUCUGCACCCAUAAAGCUGUCCAUACUGUCAUCUCCCAGCUGAGACCCAUCCUGAACCGACCUAUUGGAAUAUUAAUUUGCAAUGCACUGUUACUGUACACAGCACUCCAUUUCAACACUUAAGUGUUGGUCAUUCUAAACCAGCAGCUGAUACUCAACAUCUUUCUGGUGUUCCUGAGGUCUCAGCGCUGUACAGUGCGGACUGCACCCUAGCCUUAUGCGAUCUCCUGUUCACACUCCAUAGUACAUCUCUCCUCUUCUGGAAUGGUCUUCAUAAUUUUUCAAAUAGGAGAACAUUGUGUUUCUUAUGUUCUUGCAUUCCACCCACCACCCCCACCCCAACCAACUUUGGAUGCACCACCUCCUUGGUAACUAGUCUCCUCAGCAAUAAAUGUUGUGCCCUGUAUAAUGUUUCCAAAUGCCUCAUUAUCUGUGUGCACAGAAUCCUGAGAAUGGGAACCAAUAUUUUACCAAGAGUUUCAGUUUUUAAUCUUCAAUUACAAAAUGGCUUGAGCCAUGUAUCAUUCCUUACAUGUUUAACUUGUACUAGAGUAUUAUAAUCACUAUGAAAUUCCUUAUAAUCCAUAUGUUAUUAUUAAAGGAGCACUGUCAAAUGUUUGGCAAACAUUGUCUAAAAAUAAUUCAUGCCAAUUUUCUCCCCUUCUCCUAUCUUCAAGGUGCUGCCUCUUGCCAGGAUGCAAAGGCCCUGGUUGCCCUCCAGUAUUUGGCUCAAGUGGUCACUCUUCAGCUUAGUGAGUGAGUGGGUACUGGUAGGCUGUUCAAACCUGGGAACUAUCGUAGGAGAGCCUGAUCCCCUUUCCAUGUACUUCCCAGCAGGAGUCACUGGAUUGUGAUCAGGAGGAGGACCCCUGGUUCUUUUUUUUUUUUUCCACCCUCUUAACUGGCCUGAAAAAUACAGCAGCCCUUGCAUCAUCCAAUUGACAUUAACUAAUCUGAACAAAUCUGAGACCAUCAUGUCCUUAUAACUCAGUGCCACACUGGAUGGUGUACUUAUCCAAUGAGUUGUUGGUGAAAUCUUUGUUUAGAAAUAUCAUGACAUAAAUCAUAUCAUAGUGUAAUAACAUGUUAGUUGUGAGAUAUCAGCCUAUCAACUGUGACACAGUAUUCUCCUGGCUUUUCCUGUUCCUGAUUUCCCCUCCAUCCCCUACAAAAGAAAAGCGUUUGCCAAACACUUUUUUCCUUUAGGUAGUGCUCCUUUAAGCUGCAUGGUGCAUGCUUAUCUUUUUACAUUGACUUUUUUUUCAGGUAUCAUUAAUUCCAGUGUUUAUUGUGGAGAAUUGUCCUCCAUUUGCCAAAUGUAAUGGCUAUUGGACGCAGGGGCUUCCUGUCUUCCUGAAAACCAGUUGGAGUUUCCCUUCUAUGGGUUGGACUGACUGCACAGUUAUAUAAAUGUGUAAUACAUUUCUAGUGUAUAAAAUAACAACUAAUUAAAAACUGACAACUUGCUCCUUUUAAAUGAACAAAGUGAUGUUGAUGGGCAUAGUUUUGAAAGAAUAUUUUUUUGCACGUUAAUAAAUUGUAGACUGGAA